This is a messenger RNA of Coregonus sp. 'balchen', 6593 nucleotides long. The record is from the annotation of a GenBank genome assembly. NCBI's taxonomy places the organism in Eukaryota, Metazoa, Chordata, Actinopteri, Salmoniformes, Salmonidae.
GUCAUAUCUUCCAACACAGUCCGAACUUCCUCGCAUGCCUCUCCGGGCGGCCCAUCCACUAUAGCUGCUCAUAUCCACCGGAAACCUUCCCGCCGCUCAUUGUGGAGAGCUCUAGCAGAGCUGGGCGUCAUGAAUUAAAGAAAAGCCUGCGUUUACAAAUCUGAUCACCAAACCCCGCUGCAAGGUAAAAACACAUUUAUGACUACGAUUAUUUGAGUUUUGGUUAUUGUCUUGCUCAUCCUCGAUUUAUUAUCUGAUUCUAAAGAUCAGAUCAGAAGAAAACUACACAUGUUGAGAAAACCGUUCUUUUCUCGAUUCAUCCUUUACUGUCAUUGAAAACAAUAUAUUGACACUUAUGGCUAUUGACAUGGCUAUAAUAAUAACACAGUGUCAUAAUAACGGUUUGUUGUAGGCUACAAUAUAGCACAACGAGUAUUUUCCCCAUUACAUUACGCCCAUGUCAGAAUAACGGAGAGAUAUCCUGCUAAUUUGUAUGCAAUACACUUUGGUGGUCCAAAUGGAUAUAAAACCUCAAUACAAUACACUGCAGAAGUCGCGCCUGCCUUGUGUAAAUAUAGGCUAAAUAUGUAGGCUAGACAUCUAUAUGAUUCGGAUCUUUGUUCUUGUUUGAAGUCAAUACUAGUCCCAUAUAUGGGAUGGCCAGAGCCCGUCCCGACCACCUCGUUUCGAAUUCAGCAGCACAGAAACCCCGCCCCGACGGAGUCCUCUCUAUGUUGCAGGCAGGCGGAUUCAAAAUCGGAGGUUUACUUCCAUAAUCUGAUAAUCAGACAUGGACAUUUGCGUGCCGCUGUCCAUAAAGCCACUAGGCCAGUAAUGGGUCCAUGGAAUCCAGUUAAAGCAGUGGCACAAAUGUUUUUGAACUUGUUGUCACCUAUUCCUGACACAAGCACUGACUGCAUAAAAUAGUCAUAACAAUCAAUGGGUUAUUUGUGACAGACCAAAAGCUGACCAUCUUGUGUUUGCAGUGUGGUGUGGUUGGACCAGCGGUGAUGGUUUUGGACCCAGGUGAGGACUGUAUGGAUCGGACAGAUGUCCAGGGGGUCAGAGGGAGCAGCAGCACCGCAGACCUGACAGGGCCAGAACCAAGACCGGAUCCUCGCAAAACCACCACAAGCGACAGCACCAGACUAGAAAACACCAGACCGGAUGCCCCCAAAACCACCACAACUAGAAAAGAAGAGACCAGACCUGACACUACCAAAACCAUUAACACCACCACCACUAGAACAGAAGGCACCAGAGCAGACCCUCCCAAAACCACAGAAGAACCAACACCGGACCCUCCCAAAACCACCACCAGCACCUGGAUCCGUGCCAGGACGAGCAGUGUCACCAAGAGGGAGCAGCUAUCCAACUCCCACAAUGGACCCCAGCCUCAACCUCAGUUGUUGGGGGCCAAUGUCGGCCUUACCCCCAGCCCUAGGGCCAGUGCUUGCUCCUCGACCGACUCCUCUCACCCAGACUCGCCAUAUGAUGGACCGGUGGUCUCUCUGCGGCGGGACGUCACCGUGGCAACGGCCUCGUCUCGGAACAAGGUGGCGACCAGGCCCCCACUCCGCCGGCCCCUCAGCCUGGACGUGACGCCCCUGCGUCUCCGUGGCUCUGAGCCCGUGCUGGACCGCAGGGUCCUGCAGCCCCCCUGGCGUAGCGGUAGUGGUCCCUCCGCUGCCUCCUCGCCCCCAGCCCGCUCCCUCACCAGCCCCAGCCUGGGCCCCGGAGGCUGGAUGCGCCGCAGCGAGAGCACCUGUACCGUCAACAACUCCUCAAUGGGCCUCCGGGCCACCAGGGGGCGUAUGCGGCCAGCCACCUCCCUUCCCCACAUUGCCCGGGGGUUUGGAGGGGCCUCCACGCUGCCCUUGCCUUCCACGCCGCGGGGCCCCUGUCUCCUUGUGGCCCUCAGACCCGUUAACCUAGACCAGGAGAGGCAGGCCUUCUUCCAGUCUGACUAUAAAUACGACCCACAGUUUGAGUACUCGACCCCGGAGCCCAGCACUGUGCUGGAGAAAUACAGAGAGGGAUCUGGCCUCUUCCUCACACAGGUAGGUCUCUCUAUCUGGCAAAGAUAUUAGAUGAUAGGAAGAUAACCCACUCUGGGGAUUGAUUUAUUCUCACUCUCUCUCUCUCUCUCUCUCUCUCUCUCUCUCUCUCUCUCUCUCUCUCUCUCUCUCUCUCUCUCUCUCUCUCUCUCUCUCUCUCUCUCUCUCUCUCUCUCUCUCUCUCUCUGGGUGCUUCUCUCUCUAACGCUCUCUCUCAUUCUCUCUCUUUCCCUCCUCUGUCUCUCUGGGUUUCUCUCUCUCUCUAGGCUGUUGGGAUUAUGGAGUGUAUUCUGAGGAAGUUUGGUAACUAUGAGAACUUUGAGGAGGUGACGGGAGGAAGUAUUUUACCGAAGAGUAGAGUCUGGGCUGCUGCACGCAAGUACCUGCAGAAGGAGAACUGUGUAGGAGAGGUGAGUGAGUAGUGUGUUUGAGGGUUGGUGUGUUAUGGGUAGUGUGUUUGUGGGUUGGUGUGUUACGUGUAAUGCAGUGGAGGCUGCUGAGGGGAGGACGGCUCAUAAUAAUGGUUGGAUUGGAGUGAAUGGAAUGGCAUCAAACCAUGUGUUUGAUGUAUUUGAUACCAUUCCACCGAUUCCUCUCAAGCCAUUACCACGAGCCCGUCCUCCCAAAUGAAGGUGCCACCAAACUCCUGUGGUGUAGUGUGUUUGAAGGUUACUGUGUUAACAAGAUGUCUUUGUGUAAUGAUGAUGAUAACCUUGUCUAGAGGGUGGUGGUCUGUGUGAUGAUGAUGAUAACCUUGUCUAGAGGGUGGUGGUCUGUAUGAUGAUGAUGAUAACCUUGUCUAGAGGGUGGUGGUCUGUGUGAUGAUGAUGAUAACCUUAUCUAGAGGGUGGUGUGUCUGUAUGAUGAUGAUGAUGAUGAUGAUGAUGAUGGUAAUGAUGAUGACCUCGUCUAGGUGGUGGUGUGUCUGUCUGAGGAGCUGCUGUCGCAGGCUGUGAUGAUGGUGGAGAGUUGUCGUCCCACUCUGACUAUCAACCUGUCUGGAGCACGACAACACUGGCUGGAGGGCAUGUUCAGGCAUGAGAUAGGUACACUACACUGACUGUACCAUACAGCAUGUUGUCACCGUGUGGGGGAUCUGGGAUGUGUUUAUCACUGACGGUACCAUACAGCAUGUUGUCACCGUGUGGGGGAUCUGGGAUGUGUUUAUCACUGACUGUACCAUACAGCAUGUUGUCACCGUGUGGGGGAUCUGGGAUGUGUUUAUCACUGACGGUACCAUACAGCAUGUUGUCACCGUGUGGGGGAUUUGGGUUGUGUACAUCAUCCACACAGCAUCAUAAAUUAGUUAUGAGUUAUCAUUUCUGAGUUCUACGCAAACACAACUCAGUAUUUGUGUUGAAUUUGUUCACCAGCCAUAUCCACUACAGAAGCCAAGUAAGGCUAGUCUAAAAUGAACCAUCCUUCAUCUCUCUCUCCCUAUCAGGUAUACACUGCCUCAAUACCUUCCUGUUAUUCCAUCUCUCUCUCAGGCAAACAUUACCUGAAAUAAACCUUCUUCCAGCUCCGUCACACACAACCUUAAUACAAUUCCAUGAUUUUCAUCGCUCUCUCUCUCUCAAACAUUACCUGAAAUAAAUCUACUUCCAUCUCUCAUCUCUACAUCCCCGUGUUAUUCCAUCUCUCCCUCCCAGGAACCCACUACCUUCGGGGUGUGAACAACAACCUGCAGCCCUGGUCCACUUCCGCAGGCAGGAAGCAGUAUGGCCUAAAACCGGCCAAUCCCACGGAAGAGGGCCUGGCAAGCCUGCACAGUGUGUUGCUACGGAAACAGCCCUACCUGUGGCGCGCCGCUCUGCUCUACUAUACGGUGUACCACGCCGCCAGGAUGAGCUUCAGCCAGCUCUUCAGCGACAUCGCUCAGUUCGUCCAGGAUCCCGCGGUGCGCUGGGAGUACUGCCUCAGAGCCAAGAGGGGACAGACGGACACCUCGCAGCCUGGUGGGGGACAGUGUGUGUGUGUGUCUUUGAUUGUGUGAGAGUGUGAUCGUGUGUGAAUAGACUCACCAUUGCACAUGUACCAGUGGUAGAUACAGUGCCUUCGGAAAGUAUUCAGACCCCUUGACUUUUUCCACAUUUUGUUACGUUACAGCCUUAUUCUAAAAUUGAUUAAAUUGUUUUUUCCCCUCAUCAAUCUACACACAAUACCCCAUAAUGACAAAGCAAGAACAGGUAUUUAGAAAUUUUAAAAAAAGAAAAAACUGAAAUAUCACAGGUGAGGUGAACCUUCGCCCCAGUCUGAGGUCCUGAGCGCUCUGGAGCAGGUUUUCCUCAAGGAUCUCUCUGUACUUUGCUCCAUUCAUAUUUUCCUCGAUCCUGACUAGUCUCACAGUCCCUGCCGCUGAAAAACAUCCCCACAGCAUGAUGCUGCCACCCCCAUGCUUCACCGUAGGGAUGGUGCCAGGUUUCCUCCAGACGUGACGCUUGGCAUUCAGGCCAAAGAGUUAAAUCUUGAUUUCAUCAGACCAGAGAAUCUUGUUUCUCAUGGUCUGAGAGUCUUUAGGUGCAUUUUGGCAAACUCCAAGCGGGCUGUCAUGUGCCUUUUACUGAGGAGUGGCUUCCGUCUGGUUCUUGGUCACCUCCCUGACCAAGGCCCUUCUCCCUCGAUUGCUCAGUUUGGCCGGGUUUGUGCCUUUCCAAAUCAUGUACAAUCAAUUGAAUUUAACACAGGUGGACUCCAAUCAAGUUGUAGAAACAUCUCAAGGAUGAUCAAUGGAAACAGGAUGCACCUGAGCUCAAUUUUGAGUCUUAUAGCAAGGGUCUCAAUACUUAUGUAAAUAAGGUAUUUCUGUUUUUUAUUUUUAAUAGAGUUGCAAACAUUUCUAAAAACCUGUUUUUGCUUUGUCAUUAUUUACAUUUACAUUUUAGUCAUUUAGCAGACGCUCUUAUCCAGAGCGACUUACAGUUAGUGAGUGCAUACAUUUUCAUACUGGCCCCACGUGGGAAACGAACCCACAACCCUGGCGUUGCAAGCGCCAUGCUCUACCAACUGAGCUACACGGGUAUUGUGUGUAGAUUGAUGAGGGGAAAAAAACAAUUUAAUCAAUUUUAGAAUAAGGCUGUUACGUAACAAAAUGUGGAAAAAGCCAAGGGGGUCUGAAUACUUUACGAAGCCACUGUAUAUGCACCCAACUCACAAACAUAUACAAACACAAAACAAAUUACAUUAUUUUUUUUAAAGGAUUGGUGGCCACUGUGUUGACUUGAUUGUGUGUGUGUGUGUGUGUGUGUGUGUGUGUGUGAAUCAGGCUGUUUCAGUAAAGAUCAGGUGUACCUGGACGGAAUCCUCAGGAUUCUACGACAUCGGAGGAACAUCGACUUCAAGAUGUUGACCUCGCUAGGCAAGGUCAGUCUUCAUUCUCCCAUACAGGAUCCUUUCAUUACAUUUUACAUUUUAGUAAUUUAGCAGACGCUCUUAUCCAGAGCGACUUACAGUUAGUGAAUACACUUCUUUUUUUUCUUCAUACUGGCCCCCCGUGGGAAUCGAACCCACAACCCUGGCGUUGCAAACACCAUGCUCUAUCAACUGAGCUACAUCCCAGCCGGCCAUUCCCUCCCCUACCCUGGACGACGCUGGGCCAAUUGUGCACCGCCCAUGAGUCUCCCGGUCGCGGCCGGCUGCGACAGAGCCUGGAUUCGAACCAGGAUCUAUAGUGGCACAGCUAGCACUGCGAUGCAGUGCCUUAGACCACUGCGCCACUCUCUCUUUCAUGUUUAUUUUCCCCAUGGUGAUGGUGAUGAUGUAUAGUUUGGUUGUUUCAUGGUGUACACAUUUGCAGGAAAAAGCUGAAUUGUAGUUUACACCUCACCGGUAGAGUAUAGGGCUGUUGUAAUAUCAGAUCGAGUUGGAAAAAGGCUGAGUCUGUAAAACCGACGUGAUGAUGAUGUUAACCUAACCUUUCUUCUGGCCCUCCAGGUGUCGUUUGAGGAUGUGGAAAGGCUGCGGCACAUCGCCGUCCUCCGCCGGACCAGAAUCCCUCACUUCAUGCAGGACCAGGAGAAAUACCUUCAGCAUCUGGACCACAUCGUCACGGUCAACGAACUGAGCGACGCUCAGCUUAGAGAACUCCUUCCCUGACCAACCGACCUUCAGCUGUGCGCGGUAGAUCACCUGCUGGGAGUCAACGAAGGUGGCGAUUCAACGUGUAGAAUGGUUGGGAAAUUCAUAGAAAAUGGCGGCUGAUGUUCGGUGGUCAGAGGCGUUAAGAAUGGUUACCUGCUGCCGAUUACCUCUGGUCAGCGAGGUCUGUUUUCCCCUUGACUGACUGACUCCCUCUGGUCUAGACUGGCCAUACCAUCCUUGACUGACCAAACUCCCUCUGGUCUAGACCUAACCCUAAUCCUCCCAAGUGUCAUUCAUCACCCUGCUGUUGGAAAGCCCUGGAAAUGAAGGCUAGUGUUCCGACAGACAGAGUAUGUGGAGCGAACAUAUCAACACUUUGAUCAUAUCUACUACGCUUGGAUCAUAUUCAGUAUGGUUGAGUCCUAAACUGAACCCCAUUCUCUAUGUAGUGCACUA